AUGCUUCUCACCUUUGAGCGCAACGGCCGCUCACCAUGCAUUCUUUUCUUCCUCUUCCUUCUCGUUGAUUCUCUGACUGCUUUUCGGAUCACGGGUGCUUUGGGAGGCAUCGGCUCUAAUGGCGAACGACCCCUGAGAUAUGAGAUACACGACUUCGCGAAUUCCGGGCCAGCUUUCGACUUGUACAUUCUCGCUCUGAGAGAAUUCCAGCUUCUCGACCAAUCUGAUCCGCUCUCUUACUUUCAGAUUGCAGGAAUUCAUGGCUUUCCCCGGACCCCGUGGGAUGGAGUCGCAGGCCGUGGUGGCUAUCCUGGAUUCUGCAUGCACGGCUCGACUCCGUUUCCCACCUGGCACAGACCCUAUAUCGCACUGUACGAGCAACUCAUCUGGCAGCACGCUCAAAAUAUUGCCGUCACUUAUCCUGACGACCAACGCGAACAAUAUGUGAACGCUUCACUCAACUUGCGGCAUCCCUAUUGGGACUGGGCAGUUCAUCCGAUGUUGCCAGAUGUCGUCGCCGAGCCGCAAAUCACGGUGAACACCCCUAGGGGGUGGCAGACGAUGGACAACCCACUCUACCAAUACGUCUUCCAAUCCAAUGCUGUCGGAAACGGCUUUCCUCUUUCCGACCCGAUGGCCAACUUCUCGCGAACUGUUCGCUGGUGGAACCAGACAUCCAAGUCGAGCAACCAGAGUGCAGCAACUGCAGCUUUAUUGGCCAAUGCCCCUGCGAUUCAAUCACUGGUGUAUCAGAUGUUUACAACCGUGACAGACUAUACCGCAAUGUCCUGUACUUGGCCUGGCGGUCAGAUGGGAACUGGUAACAACAUCGAAACCAUCCACAACAGCGUCCACAACAGCAUCGGAGGAUAUGGGCACAUGCAAUUUCCAGAGGUUGCAGGCUUUGAUCCAGUGUUUUAUCUGCAUCACGCCAACGUGGAUCGUUUGUUUGCCAUGUGGCAAGCGCUGUAUCCGGACAGCUACAUGGAGCCGACCGUUAAUACAUACGGAUCGUACUACGAGCCUGUUGGAUUUGUCGAUACGGCAGCGACUGCUCUUGCUCCCUUUCAUUCCGACGACGGGGGCACAAUGUUUACGUCCAACGAUGUCCGCAGUACUGCAACGUUUGGCUACAGCUAUCCGGAGCUCACCGACUGGGAAUUGAACCCGGAUCAGUUAGCCGCGAAUGUUCGGGCAAUAGUCAACUCACUUUACGGCCCCUCCACCAACAGCACCAUUCGACGUGCCUAUGAGAAAGUCAGAGGCAGAUCUACGGAUAUUGCGGAGUCCUUCGACAAUAUUUCGCUCGAUCUCGCACGACAUCUCAAUGUGAACAACCUCAAUAAACAAUGGUCUAUCACAGUCCUGGUCGACCGUUUUCCGCUGGACACAAGCUUCUGUAUUGAUUUCUUCAUGGGUAAUGCGCCCAAUGAAGUCUCUCAGUGGCCAACAGCUGCAAAUCUCAUUGGGACGUAUGCCCAAUUCAACCCAGCCAACGUGACAUUGUUUCAUCCCAAUGGAUUUCCCCAAGGACAAGUGCGCGGAGAGAUUUCCAUGACACAUACGUUGGCAACAGGUGUCUCGAGAGGUCUGCUUCGAGAUCUUUCACCGCGAUCUGUGGUCCCGCUAUUGCAGAAGGCUCUGACGUGGAAAGCUCGCACUCCGGCAGGGGAGGAGGUGCCGGUCACAGCGCUUUCCGGACUCUCAAUAUCAGUCUCAACACGACCACUUGUACCUCGAACGGCCAGAAAUCGUUUUCCGCAGUACGGUGCAGUGCAAUGGCUCGACUCUGUCACGGACGGGAAACCGUGUGGGGCAGGACGUGCGCAUUGA
This is a messenger RNA of Cladophialophora carrionii CBS 160.54, 1833 nucleotides long. RefSeq lists its product as uncharacterized. The record is from RefSeq and is a predicted model, not a curated record. Bases 1 to 1833 code for a protein of 610 amino acids. NCBI's taxonomy places the organism in Eukaryota, Fungi, Ascomycota, Eurotiomycetes, Chaetothyriales, Herpotrichiellaceae. Gene Ontology annotation, molecular function: oxidoreductase activity. The transcript has 6 exons.